Molecule: messenger RNA, 2645 nt
Organism: Boeremia exigua
Lineage: Eukaryota; Fungi; Ascomycota; Dothideomycetes; Pleosporales; Didymellaceae
Exons: 2
Coding region: 236-2398 (720 amino acids)
Source: RefSeq, a predicted model, not a curated record
UAUACAAUGUCAGGCCUAGAGGUAUGUUGGUCAUUUAACGUUGCCGAUGACCGCAAUCUCAUACAGACGACAAAUACUGUGAAGCAGCUAACAGAUGUAGGUUGUCGCCGCUGUUGCCGCCGUGGUAUCUGCAUUCCACGGAGGUUCUGAACUACUCAAGAUCAUCAAAGAGAAACGUCGCAAAUCACGUCAAUCACAACAAAAGUUCGAGGAGAAGCAGUUGCAAGAAUCCCUGAUGUUGGGAGAACAGCAGAUAGGUUCUCGAUAUUCGCAAGACAUAAAAGAGAUGGGCGACAUCAUGGUGGUGGGAGACACACUUGCACGAGAUCUCCUUCUACACAUUGCUGUCAACAUGCAAGCAGAGAUUAUCAAAGGCCUACAAAUGGCUGUUCAGAAUCCAACGGUAGUCCUGAAUCUCCGGCUGCUUCACGAAGCAACGAUUACAAAUCGCAAGGACACCUUCGUCACACUUGAUGAGCUCAAGCAGAGAUUAGUCUUGAGGCGGCCUCUACCCCGUCAACUUCAAGAUGUGUCAAAACAUCAGUCAACAAUCAUGACUGUACCAUCCACGCGCUCCAACACCUUUGAGCUUAACAACGCUGUACCGCAAGAUAAUAUGACACCAGAAUUGAAGCAGCCCAGAUCGUCGCUGGCCCGAUAUUUACAGACGAAACGAAGCAACAGCACCUCUACCAAGUCCAGCACAGGCACACCUACAGAACGGCCAACCAUCGAUUAUUGUCGAGCCUUCGAAGAGAUGGUCAAAGCCAGAGGAGAAGAUCGCGCGACACUCAUGAACGACAUUGACGAGAUCACCAUGCUGUACAAAGGACUUGACGGAGGAGCGAAAGUCUCUCGUCAGCCAUGGAAUCAGAACGAACAUCCUCCAAACUUUGGACAAAGACGUAGCACUCUGGACGUACUCAUGGGCGAGCCCCCUUCCCAACAGAAGCAUCAUACUCAAGGCUGGGAUUCCUCAUAUGCAUCCGACCCACAAAUACAGCCGCAUUUAUGGGCAAACCUUGGGGAUCAAGAUCACUCAAUGUUCAACCAGAAUGUGUUUAACAGUCUGCCACAACACGCCACAUUCGCAAGCCCUAACCCCUACCCACUUUAUCAGACGCAAUCGUCACACCGGUUUUCCGAUUCCUCCAGCUCUAGUACUCCAUUCUCGGAUGUAUCAAGAGAUCGACACGACUCAGACUCUUCACGCACUUCGCACGGCUCGAGUGACCCUCGCUUCUCACUGCAUUGUUCCCCAAUCAGCAAGCCAGGGUUCACUACAUCAAUACCACCUAAUGCAUCCGCGCAACGAUACAAUGAUCAAUACCAUGCUCACAUGCCGUAUGCAACAACCGAGCAGACUCGUACGAGGUCCAUCGCGCCACUAACCUUGCCAGAGAGAAGUCUGUUCCGUACAUUUCCGCACGCUGAAGGACUGGCCGACGCACCCAUUGCGUCUCAUGAGGCAACCAAUGAAUACCAUAGUCAAUAUUCAGAUCCACAGCGUGUUGAAAGAGUACCCAAUCCAAUUGCGCCUUUUGGAUCACCCCCAGACUCACCAGUACCUACCAUUGAUGACCGAACAGAUGUCAAUCCUACGCGACCAAGUAUGCUUUCCCCUGACGUAGGUGGCACUUCCAGCUCCCACAGUAGUUCUAGCGGACACACUGUAAGAUCGGGCGUCCUUUCCGGGCCAUGGCUACGAAACGUGUCCGCCCCAGUCAUCGGUCGCAUUCGACAGCCUUCUGUAGCAUCUACCGACAGUAGCGGUUCAGGCUCGUUCGGUGUCAUCCCGCGUCCAGUCAGCGUCAUUCCCUCGUCCACCGUCCAGUCUCCCAAGCCCGGACAGGAACGAAUGAUGAAUGGUCGACCUUGUAAAGACAAUAGCUACUGGGGUUUCUGUAAAGGUGCUUGGGACGUUCGCGAAGAACUCAAAAAAGGUCUCGCACUUCGGAACAUGCCUUCGGGCAUGUACAACAGCAAAGAAGUCUGGGAGUGCAAGUCGUGCAAUUUCCGUGGAAACACUUACAGCAUCAUUCAUCCGAGCAAAAAAGGCAAAAAGGAGACUAUUGUAGAUCCGAAUCUACAUACCUCGAAGUGUGGGAUCCGCUACCGCUGGAUCUUCUUAGCAAAAAGUCACGUGAAAAAGAAGACACCCGAAAGCGCGAAUGAAGACUGCAACUAUGGUUGUGUUAUAUGCAGCGUCGAGCUGAAGGUCACCAGCAUCUUUGGCAACGUGGACACACUCAUGUAUCACCUACUCGAGCACGCUAGCGACAUGACACAGAUAACGAUGAAGCAGACCAAGUGCAUCGUAGGCAGAACAGCAGGAGUAGAUGAAGACUGGGAUAUCAACAUGCCAUUAUUUGCGGAUGUAUGUGAGGUCGAAGGUUGAGGAGCCGACUGGGCUGCAGUGCUGGGGGCGGUAUAAAGUGUCCCGUUGAUGAGCGGCGGAAGCAUGUGUGUAUUUUUUUUUGAGAUACCCUGUGCGUAUGAAUAUCUGAUAUUUGCAUAGCUGGGGCUGUAUGAUUCCUCGCACUUCAAUAUAAAUCUAGAUCCUGUACUGAGACACAUCUGACCAGCCACUUUGUUCUUGGGUAGCAUCUGUUCAUUGCUAUCUGGCUACAAAUCAAAGUCUAAUC